UUAAUUACAUUUUCAAAUGAAGGGUUAAAAAAAGAGAUAAGCCUGGGAUUUCUAAUUCGGGGGCCAUGGGACUUCUCCCCUCCAAGUGCAAGUUGUAGCAAUCUGCCGGGUACACGCAUGGGCGGGUCAUACUCCACGGGUUCCGGUUUCCACUCCCCGUGAACGAAAAGCCAAAGAGGCUCACGCACGAGCCCGGAAGUGAGGGAAGGAAGACUUUCGUUCGCAGCCACCUCCCAGCUGGAACCUCAUCCUUAGUGCUCGACCCCGGGCGGUGUUAACUCGGGGUUCCGCCUCGGAAUGCCUCUCACUUCUCUCGUCUAAGAGGAGCAGUAGCAACCUGAGCUCAGAGCUAAGCUAGCGAGCCAAAGACUCUCAGUGGGGAUGCCCAGACGGUGCAUUUCCCACGCCCCUCGGAACCGACUCUCAUUGCGGCUGCUGCAAAAGCGACCGGUCGUGCGCCACCCGCCCGACUGAGGCUGCGCAAGCCCCGGGGUCUGAAUGGGGUGGUCCUAGUGCGCGCCGCGUCGCCGUGGAGACAAGGGCGGGCCCGGCGCGAGACUGGCGUCUAGAGGCGCGCGAAGCGCUGAGGCUGGCGUGGGCCGCGCGGGAGUUACGAAGCAGGUCCCGGACAGCCCUCUCCCGCCGGGUUUUCUCCCAGCGUCAGGCCCGAUGGCUCGGCUUCCCCAGUUAGAAGGGGAAGAUAAAAUACUUUGAUUCAAGAAGAAUCUGCUCACUGUGAAGUGUAUAUCAAGCCAUAAUUUCCAUCAAAAAGUGAUUAAGCAGAGGAUGGAGAAGAAGGUUGAUUCCAGGUAUUUUAGGGAUGGUGCAGUUAAGAAACCUUAUUCUGCAAAGACACUGUCCAACAAGAAGUCUUCUGCAUCCUUUGGGAUCCGGAGGGAGUUACCUAGUACCAGUCACCUAGUGCAGUAUCGUGGCACACAUACUUGUACCCGACAGGGCCGGUUAAGAGAACUGCGCGUCAGAUGCGUUGCCAGAAAGUUCUUAUGUUUAUGGAUUCGAAUGACUUUUGGAAGAGUAUUUCCCUCUAAAGCCAGAUUUUACUAUGAGCAGCGAUUACUACGGAAGGUCUUCGAAGAAUGGAAAGAAGAGUGGUGGGUUUUCCAUCAUGAGUGGAAACUCUGUGUUCGAGCUGACUGUCACUACAGGUAUUACCUGUAUAACCUGAUGUUCCAGACCUGGAAGACCUACGUGCGUCAGCAGCAGGAGAUGAGGAACAAGUACAUUAGAGCCGAGGUUCAUGAUGCAAAGCAAAAGAUGCGACAGGCCUGGAAGUCCUGGUUGAUCUACGUGGUUGUUCGUAGGACCAAACUUCAGAUGCAGACUACGGCUCUGGAGUUUAGGCAACGGAGUAUCUUAAGGGUGUGGUGGAGCAUGUGGAGGCAGCAACUAGGACAGGUCCGUGUGAGCCGUGCCCUCCAUGCCUCUGCUGUGAAGCACAGGGCCCUGAGCCUCCAGCGGCAGGCUUGGUCACAGUGGCGGGAACAGCUCCUGUAUGUCCAGAAGGAGAAACAGAAGGUCGUCUCCGCGGUGAAACACCAUCGGCACUGGCAAAAACAGAGAUUUCUGAAGGCCUGGCUUGAAUACCUGCAAGUUCGCAGAGUGAAGAGACAGCAGAAUGAGAUGGCUGAGCGAUUCCAUCAUGUCACCGUGCUCCAGAUACACUUCUGUGACUGGCAGCAGGCCUGGGAGCAGAGGCAGAGCUUGUAUGCCUACCAUGCCCAGGUGGAGAAACUGGCCAGGAAGAUGGCCCUGCGGCGCACCUUUACUCACUGGAAACACUAUAUGCUGCUGUGUGCAGAAGAAGCUGCCCGGUGUGAGAUGGCAGAAGAGCACCACAGGCACAGCCAGCUGUAUUUUUGCUUUAGAGCCCUAAAAGACAACGUGACCCACGCCCAUCUCCAGCAAAUAAGAAGGAAUCUCGCUCACCGGCAGCAUGGUGUCACGCUGCUGCACAGGUUCUGGAACCUCUGGCAGUCUCAGAUUGAGGAGAAAAAGGAAAGAGAGCAGCUGCCCUUACUGCAUGCUGCCUGGGACCACUACAGGAUAGCACUGCUGUGCAAGUGUAUCAAAUUGUGGCUACAGUAUACUCAGAAGAGGCGGUACAAGCAGCGGCUACAGGCCAGAGCGGAUGGUCAUUUCCAGCAGAGAGCCCUGCCUGCUGCCUUCCACACAUGGAAGAGACUCUGGCGAUGGCGCCAGCAGGACAAUGUCCUCAAUGCAAGAGCAACACGUUUCCACAGGGAGACAUUAGAGAAGCAAGUAUUUUCUAUCUGGAGGCAGAAGACGUUUCAGCAUCAAGAAAACCGCCUGGCAGAGAGAAUGGCCAUCCUCCACGCAGAGCGACAGCUUCUGCAUAGGUCUUGGUUCACGUGGCACCAGCAGGCAGCAGCACGUCACCAGGAGCAGGAGUGGCAAACAGUGGCCUGUGCUCACCACCGCCAUGGGCGGCUCAAGAAAGCUUUCUACCUCUGGAGGGAAAGUGCCCGAGGGCUCCGAGCAGAGAGGACGGGCAGGGUGCGGGCAGCAGAAUUCCACGUGGCCCAGCUCCUGCGCCGGGCCUGGAGCCAGUGGAGGGAGUGCCUGGCCAUGCGCGGGGCGGAGCGGCGGAAGCUGAUGCGAGCAGAUCGGCACCAGCAGCAGAGAGCGCGGCUCAGGGCGCUGCAGGCGUGGGUGACUUACCAGGGCAGGGUACGGAGCAUCCUCCAGGAGGUGGCAGCCAGGGAGAGCCAGCACAACAGGCAGCUGCUGCGAGGGGCAUUGCGUCGCUGGAAAGAGAACACCAUGGCCCGAGUGGAUGAAGCCAAAAAAACCUUUCAAGCAAGUGCUCAUUACAGAAGGACCAUAUGUUCCAAGGUCCUGGUCCAGUGGCGGGAAGCUGUGUCAGUGCAGAUAUAUUACCGACAGCAGGAGGACUCUGCCAUCUGGGAGGCCCGGAAGGUGCUGGACAGGGGCUGUCUGCGGACCUGGUUUCAGCGCUGGCGGGACUGCAGCCGGAGGUCAGCCCAGCAGAGACUGCAGCUGGAGAGGGCAGUCCAACACCACCGCCGACAGCUGCUGCUGGAGGGGCUGGCCCGGUGGAAGAUGCACCAUCUGGAAUGUGUCAGGAAGAGGCUCCUGCACAGGCAGAGUACCCAACUGCUGGCACAGAGACUCAACCGGACCUGCUUCCGCCAGUGGAGACAACAGCUGGCAGCCAGGAGGCAGGAGCAGCAGGCGACAGUGCGGGCCCUGUGGUUCUGGGCCUUUUCGCUGCAGGCAAAGGUGUGGGCCACGUGGCUGGCCUUUGUACUGGAAAGGAGGAGGAAGAAGGCGCGGCUGCAGCGCGCGCUCCAGGCCUACCAGGGGCAGCUCCUCCAGGAGGGUGCCACACGGCUCCUGCGCUUUGCAGCCAGCAUGAAGGCCUCCCGGCAGCAGCUGCAGGCCCAGCAGCAGGUCCAGGCGGCUCACAGUCUCCAUCGUGCCGUCCGCCGCUGUGCCACGCUCUGGAAACAGAAAGUGCUGGGCCGGGGCGGGAAGCCUCAGCCCCUGGCAGCCGUCGCACCCAGCAGGAAGGUGACAUUUGAGGAUCCCCUUCUCAACUGCAUUGCCACUGGGGCUGGGGAUGCCACCGUGGGGACCAAGAGGCCACAGGCUCCUCUGCUUCAGGGAGCUCUGGGCCGCCUGGCUGCUGAGGAGCCCCACGCCCAGGAACUCAACACUGCCCACUCAGCGAGGAAGCAGCCGCGACGCCCACACUUCCUGCUGGAGCCUGCGCAGAGCCAGAGGUCCCUGGGGUGUGGCACCAUGGGCAGGCAGGGGCCUCAGAAGCCCAAGGAACAUGGCCUAGGUAUGGCUCAGCCAGCAGGCCCCUCCCUGACGCGGCCCUUCCUGGCAGAGGCCCCGACAGCACAAGUCCCACACAGCCCUGGGCCUGGGGCCCUGUCAAGCGCCCCUGGCCCAAAGCAGAUCCGGACGGCAAGCACAGGCCCGGAGCUGCUGCUGCUGCCUCCUUCCUCCUUCGUGCCCUGCGGGGCAGCUGCACCAGCCAGGGCGUCAGCACAGCCGGCUACUCCUAGGGAUAAGCCCCAGGUCCCCCCAUCCCUGGCCAGUGUCCCUGACCCCCAUCGACUCCUUCCUGGGGACUUCUCAGCCACCAGGGCUGGGCCUGGGCUUUCAACUACAGGCAGCCUGGACCUUGAGGCUGAACUUGAGGGGAUCCAGCAGCAACUACUGCACUACCAGACCACCAAGCAGAACCUCUGGUCCUGUCAGCGGCAAGCGAGCAGCCUGCGCAGGUGGCUGGAGCUGAGCAGAGAGGAGCCCGGACCUGAGGACCAGGAAGUAGAGCAGCAGGUGCAGAAAGAGCUGCAAGAGGGAAGCCUGGAGCACCUGAAGACAGACGAUGGCCUGAGGACAGGCACUGGGUCCCACUGGUUGGUCCCAGAGCCCUCCAGCAGGGCCAGGUACCCAGGAAGUGGCAGCCUGUUAGUGCUGCUGCCACUGUAGAAACUGCCUCUAAUUGGUGGCUGCUGCUUCUCUAAACACAACCAAGACACCAACGCCCCAAGGUGUAAAAGUGGUUUCAUUCCAACUUUCAACACCUCUGCAAGGUAAGGAAUUAGCAGCUCCCAGAGAGCUGCUCUUAUCCCUCCCAGCUGAUUCCCAGUCACACAGAAGGGCUAUGGGAGCCCAGGCCCUUCCCAGGCACAGGUGGGAGCCUGGGCUAAUGUCCAGGGUACCUCAGUGCCCCUGAGCUCUGAUGACACCAACCUGACAAAGGCCCAGGAACAGGGUUUCCUCCUUGGGGUCAACCUGCCUGGGAAGCCAAGGGCAAGAGUGAGCCCUCUAGGGGCCGGGAGGGGCCAAGCCAGUUCCCUUGACCAUUCCUGGGGCAGGCCUCUGGGCUCCUUAAAGGUGUCCUCACCCUAAGGAACCCAAACAGGAUCCAUCCUUCCUGAACCACCCUUUGGCAUCCCAGAAUUAAUUUGGCUUCCGCUCAGAAUCACCGCUAAGCUGUUUUCUGCCUGAACACAGAAAAGUCAGAGACAGACGCCAUUUUCUGAAUCCCCAGGCUGGGUUCCUUCCAGAACCGGAGCCCCAAACGGCAGAAACGAGGCAGGCUAGGGGAGCGGGCAGGGCACGGCAUGCCCUCGCAGUCACUUCCGCGGCCCAGGUAGUGGCCUUUUCAAAAGCUGCCCUGGCCUUGCCCACCAAUGAACCUUCCAACCCUGACCCACUGAAGAUGACCCUCUGCUUCUGACAGCUCACCGUCACCUCAGUCUCUCCUCACCCCAACCUCGGGCCUGCCCGGAGGGCAGGUCCGGGCCACAGGGCCCUGUGCACACUUACCCUGCUUACGGGCCUCCAUCCCACCCGGCUGAGCGGUCUGAGGGCGCCGAAGGGCAGGAGGUAGUAGAGGACGGUCAAGGGCCAGGAGCGCAGUUUCAGGGCGGGUCUGGACAUGCAGCUCAGCUGCCCCAGCCUCCGCCUCAGGGCCAGCUGGGGGAAGUGCAACCUGCAGGGCACAGGUCCAUGCACAGCCAGGUCAGUGGCCAGGCUCUAGGCGGGACCCAGGAGACUGCUACCUACACCCAGGGCAGGAUUCCUCCUGUCUACCCACCCUUGUUGGCAAGCUACCUUGCCAUGGGGUGAUGGAGCCCAGCAAACACUGGCUGUGCCCCCUUGUCCCAACCCCAUUCUGAGUCAGGGGUUUGGCUGCCUCUGGCUAGCAGACUCAUUUCCCAGGCUCUGCCACCCGCCAGCCAGCUGGGGAGGACUGGGAAUGUGGGGGCAGCCGCAAGAGGAGAGUCAGGCCCAGCUGCGGGGUACCUCUCAGCCGCAGCAGCUCCCAGCAAGGGCCUCCAGACCCAAGUACCUGGGCCCAGGGAGGGGAGAGCAGGGUGCAGGGCCUGCCUCACAUUCCUCAGCCUCCAUGGCCCAGGAGAGCGAGCCCCAGGGGCCAGCUCUGCCACACAGGCACUGGCAUGGCAGCGCAUAGCACUGAGGAGCUACGACCCAGCCAGCUGGGUAACCAUUUGCUCAGUCUUCUGCUACCAUCCUUUGCAGGAUCUGGGAUAUUCUUUUCAUGGUUCCAGGCCCCCCUUUCCUCAUCUGCUAAAUUACGGGGCCAAGGCCAGACAAACUCUCAAAGGGAGCAUUUACACCCCACCUACCAGCACCACAUAGCUACGGUGCCAUCCAUCUGCAUGGUCUUUCUGUAACAGGCCAGGUUCUGAAAACCCAUCCACAGGUUUGUGAACAAAACCUCCCCACCACAAGCUCUCAAGCACCUGUCUGCUCUGCUGGGGCUGCACGCGCACACACACACACACCCAAGCCCCUCCUUUCAGCAAAGGUGGACACACACACACACACACACACACACACAAGACCCAAGGCCCCCCCCCUUUUUUGCAAAUGUGAUCCCGCCUCUCCCCACCCUCCCAGCACAAAUGCAGGGCACUCAGCAGGGGCUCAGCUUCACCAGAGCCAGAGCAGAGGCUGGACGAGCCUUUCCACCACAACCCUGGCCUCCUGAGCAGAAACAAGGCCCACCCCACCCUGUCCGUGCCUAGGCCUAGCAAAUGCUCCUGAGACCCAGGGUAGCCAGCAGGAGACCACACUGCCAUCCACUCAGAACGUCCCCAGGCCUCAGUUUCCUCAUCUGCAAAGUAACUGAUUUGGCUAAUCUACGGCUGCCAUCUGGGACUGUGCUCUCUCCCAGUCGCCGAGCAAACCAAGGAACAAAGCGGCAUCUCAGCUGAUAGAAGCAGCAGAGCAGGAAAGGCAAACCAGCAGCGAACCCCGCUCAGGCUCAAGCUCAGAGGCGGCCGCAUCUCCGCAGCUCCCGGGUGCCUGCUUUCUCUCCCAUCCCACCCCGGUGUA
Molecule: messenger RNA, 6885 nt
Organism: Macaca mulatta (Rhesus monkey)
Lineage: Eukaryota; Metazoa; Chordata; Mammalia; Primates; Cercopithecidae
Gene: SFI1
Product: SFI1 centrin binding protein
Molecular function (GO): phosphatase binding
Source: RefSeq, a predicted model, not a curated record